CCAACCUGGCGGCCGCAGUUUAGUCCCCGAGCGGCGGUGGCUGAAGCUGCGUCUCUGCGCGAGGCUCCUGCGGCCGCGUCGUGUCGGGACCCUGAUCGUGAUGGGGAUAGAGGCGAGAGCCGGGAGGAACCAGCUGCUUCUCUUCACAUCGGUCAUCCUGUGCUCGGCGCUGAGCAGGGUUGCGGUGUACACCUCGGAAUCUGAAGUCUCCAUUGCUGAGAACAAACCCGCCAAGCUGCCCUGCUCCUACUCCGGCUUCUCCUCUCCCCGCGUGGAGUGGAAGUUUGCCCAAGGUGACAUCACCAGCCUCGUCUGCUAUAACAACAAGAUCACAGCUUCCUAUGAGGACCGAGUUACCUUCUCACACAGUGGCAUCACUUUCCAUUCUGUGACCCGGAAAGACACGGGCACGUAUACGUGUAUGGUCUCCGACGAAGGCGGCAACACCUAUGGGGAGGUCACCAUCAAGCUCGUCGUGCUUGUGCCUCCAUCCAAGCCUACUGUCAGCAUCCCGUCCUCGGCCACCAUAGGGAGUCGGGCGGUGCUGACCUGCUCGGAGAAGGACGGCUCUCCCCCGUCCGAGUUCUACUGGUACAAGGACGGGGUCAUGAUGCCCACGGACCCCAAGAGCAGCCGCGCCUUCAGCAACUCCUCCUAUAGCCUGGAUCACAAGACCGGGGAGCUGGUCUUCAACCCCAUGUCGGCCUCUGACUCCGGCGAGUACAUGUGUCAGGCACAGAACGGCUACGGGACCCCCAUGCGGUCAGACGCUGUGCGCAUGGAGGCCGCGGAGUUGAAUGUGGGGGGCAUCGUGGCAGCUGUCCUUGUGACGCUCCUUCUCCUUGGAUUCUUGAUUUUGGGCAUCUGGUUCGCCUAUAGACGAGGCUACUUUGACAGAACAAAGAAAGGGACCUCGAGUAAGAAGGUGAUUUACAGCCAGCCCAGUGCCCGCAGCGAAGGGGAGUUCAGGCAGACUUCGUCGUUCCUGGUGUGACCCUGGUCCAGCUCACCUCCUGUCCUCUGUGCUUGCCUUACGCUGGUGCUACCAGACUCUGGCCCAUGAUAUCUGUACUUUCACAGAAUGCCUUACGUGUCUUCUAGCCCCACAAGGGUCCCCACUUUUUUCUUAGUUAGGAUGUGUUUUUUGUUUUGUUUUUUUAAAUAAUGUCGGCUGUGCCCCGCUUCCUUCUGCCCCCUCCCCUCUGUUCCCACCACUGCUGAGUGGUCUGGGACUUGUUUAAAGCUUUCCUUCCCCAUCCCUGUGAGGGAUCAGGCAGGAGUCCUGAUUGAUACGCGUUGACCUCCCUCCAGGCAGGCGGCAACAGUGGCCGGCACUCUCUACCCACCCACCCCAACCCUGUGACAGGGCCUAUGAGUAGUGACCUUGAGCUUAUCCCCGGCCCUUUCCUCAUGCUGAGGAGGUAUCUGCGGUUCCAGGGUGGAGACUGGAGACCGAGCCGCUGAUGGCUGACAGGUUGCUUGGGGACCGCACCCAGUCUCUCCUGCCUCUGCAGCCCCCUUUGUUCUGUCUUCCCACGGGAAGUGCCCCUGCGAUCCUCUUGCACUGUCCUCGACACAAGCAGACCGGCACCAGCUGUGUCUUCGGGAACAAAACAGGAGCUUUGGUUCUGUGUGGAGAGCACAGCCAGCUUUCAGGGGACAUGAAGCAGAAGCGCUUUAAAACUACAGAGAAAAGGAAGUUGGAGCUGGAAGCUCAGACUGUCACCGUUGGCUGCAGCAGCUGGGCCGACGCUGUUGGGAUACGUCUGCAGGGCGGUGGGAAUGUGUGCAGGAGCUCUUAGCCCUUUGCGGAGCGUGUGUGUGCCUGCGUGCGUGGUCUCAGUUGCUGAAAUCCUGUGUGUGCAGGAGGGCUUCUUGGCUCUUCGGUGAGAUUUUGUUGGUGUGUGUUUGGAUGUUGCUGGAAAUAAAACCUUGGUUUAUCAGAGCUUCUUGCUGUGGGAAGUGGGGAAAUGAGGUUCCUGGGCUCCAUUGUACAAACAGGAAGCUGCCCGAAGCGCCAUUUCCCUGCAACCUGGCCUGGUCCCGGCUCCCUGUCCCACCCCUUCCUGGUUCCUGUCUCAAGGUGGAGCCUCUGAGCGCCCGACCCUCAGUCUAGAGCCCUCUUGUGGCAGCGGCAGAGCCUUCUGCUGGAGGGUGCCCCGGGGAAGUGGAGCCGGUGCUCCGGGCUUCUGCAGGGUCUCCUCCACCGUGUGGGAGGAGAAUGUGCCACCUCCCCCUCUGCCAGCCAGAUGCAUUAACAGACUAAUCUGCGGCUGUGCGGAAACUCCAGAGCCCGAGGCAGGAGGAUUCCUCAAACCCUUUGAAGAAGUCCUUCUUUAGUAGUAGUUUAAAGCAGCAAUUACUACUUUAUUUAAGCGGGAUGGGGAGGGGGUGCUGUUUGAGGAAAAGACCGUUUUGAGACCAGGACAGAAGACUGGAUGGUUGGGCGGGAGUGAGCAGCAGUAAGCAGGGUGGCCUGCCUGUCGUUGCUUCCUUCUGUCCAUCCGGAGCCUUUUCUGCCCUUAGAUUUCUGUUUCCCCAUCUACCACGGUCCCCCAGUCUAUUAACCAGCAAGAGGGCAAGUACGGGGUUUCCCAGGGCUGAUAUUGCUUCUUUCUGUGGAGGACGCUGAGCCCCACUUGGCCAUGUUUUAUUCCCUUAUCUGGAAAUCCCUAACAGAAUCGAGUGUUCUAUCAAGAAUCCAAAAGGAAAAACGAAACCAACCAGACCAUCAGUUAAGGGUCAUGCACCAAUAAAAAGUAAAUAUUCCAGAUGGAAAUAAAAUUUAAUGAAACAAUAAAAGUAGAGAUUAUGGAACGGUUCAGUAAGAAUGAGAUUUUUAAAGUAUGUUUCAGCUUUGUGUCUUGCUUGGGAGAUGGGGGCGGGCGGGGGGUUGCGGAGAGAAAACACCACAGGAAAGCAGAGGUAGGUGAUUCAUUGUUCCUUUAAGUCUGAGGGGAAGGGUUCCUCACUCCCUCAGUCGCUUGUGGUGAGCUGGAGUCAUUUAUUACCGGCCUUGGAAUUUACCUCUGCAGCUUACCGCAGCCUCUAUGAGUUGGAAAACACCUUGUCUUGUUUUCAUUUUGAAAUGUCAAAACUCAUUUUUGUAAUAAAUGUUUAUUUUUCA
Messenger RNA from Mustela erminea (ermine), 3127 nucleotides. It is a transcript of the gene F11R, whose product is annotated as F11 receptor. Gene Ontology annotation, cellular component: bicellular tight junction. The coding region runs from base 101 to 994 and encodes 297 amino acids. The transcript has 10 exons. Gene Ontology annotation, biological process: cell adhesion; establishment of endothelial intestinal barrier; intestinal absorption. The record is from RefSeq and is a predicted model, not a curated record. Lineage: Eukaryota; Metazoa; Chordata; Mammalia; Carnivora; Mustelidae.